Cervus elaphus (red deer) is the source of this 2648-nucleotide messenger RNA. RefSeq names its product chromobox protein homolog 3-like. Gene Ontology annotation, cellular component: pericentric heterochromatin; nucleus. Gene Ontology annotation, biological process: chromatin organization; negative regulation of transcription by RNA polymerase II. The record is from RefSeq and is a predicted model, not a curated record. NCBI's taxonomy places the organism in Eukaryota, Metazoa, Chordata, Mammalia, Artiodactyla, Cervidae. The transcript has a single exon. Gene Ontology annotation, molecular function: chromatin binding. The coding region runs from base 2160 to 2648 and encodes 162 amino acids.
UUGUUCAGGCGUAAUUGACAUAAUACCAAUUUCAGGUGUACAACUUAACGAUUCAGUAUUUGUCUAUGUGGUGAAAUGAUCGUCAUAAGUCUAGUUAACAGCCAUGAUGAAACAGCAAAUUUUUUUCUUGUGAUGAGAACUUUAUCUUAGCAGCAUUCAAAUAUAUAAUGCAGUAUUGUUAACUAUAGUCAGCAUGCUAUGAUAUAGAUGAACUUUUGAUCUGUAUAACCAAAAGAUUCCAUUAAACAAACCCACUUUUCAAGCCUUUCAUUAUAAAUCUGGAAUGUACUUUUAUUUAAAGACUAAGCUGAAAUAUUCCUAAAUCACUCCUUUAUCCUUACAGUAGUAUGUGCUGUGCUUCCUCACUCAGUCCUGUCCAACUCUUUGCAACCACAUGGACUGUAGCCCUCCAGGCACCUCUGUCCAUGGGGAUUCUCCAGGCAAGAAUACUGGAGUGGGUUGCCACGCCCUCCUCCAGGGGAUCUUUGCAAGCCAGGGAUUGAACCGGGGUCUCCUGCAAUGCAGGAGCUGAGCUACCCGGGAAGCCCUACAGUAGUAUGUAUCAUUCCAAAGCAUUCAAGAGCUCAAAGUAUUCAAAGCUGUUCAGGCCACUGUUGAUUCUCAUCUACUCCCAUAGCUUCAAAUUAGUCACAUCUAAGGAGUGAGUUAUAGUAAUAAAGGAGAAGCCAGCAGACUGAGUACUGAUGUGGUUUCAAUUUCCUGUUGGACAUUGCCGUGUGAAUAUCUAGCACGCACCUCAAAAUUGUACUUGUCCAGCUUUGAUCAUGGUCCUCUCCACCUAACCACCUCCUGGAUUUCUUCUCUCCGUGUAAUAACACCACCAUCAUUCAGGCUUGAAACUUGAGUCUUUUUAACCUUCCUCUACUGCAUCUGUAUAUCCUCUCUCUCAACUCUGCCUAUCAAUUCUGUCUCAUAUUCAUUUUUAGUACCCCUUUCAUUCCAUUCUCAAGUUUGCCCAAAUACAGACUUAAUUUUUUCUUUCUUCCUUUUUUAAAGUACAACUCAGUUUUUAGUAAAUCAAAGAUUGGGUAACCAUUAACACAUUACAAUUUCAGAAAAUUUCCAGUACCUGAAAACUACCUCUCUUGCUUAUCUGCAGUGUCUCCCCACUUAGCCACAAGUAACUUUAUAUCUCUAUUGGUUUGUCUUUUCUGGACGUUCCAUAUUGAUGGAAUCAUACAAUACAUGGUCUUUUGCAUCCAACUUUCUUCACUUCCUUCACAUGUUUUUGAGGUCCCUCAGGCCUUCCUUGGACUUCCCUGUGGCUCAGCUGGUAAAAAAAAAUCCUGCAAUGUGGGAGACCUGGGUUCAAUCCCUGGGUUGGGAAGAUGCCCUGGAGAAGAGAACAGCUCCCCACUCCAGUAUUCUGGCCUGGAGAAUUCCAUGGAUUGUAUUGUCCAUGGGGUCACAAAGAGUCAGACAGAACUGAGCGGGCUUCACUUUCACUUUCUCUUUAGCACCCUCCCCCCUCAAACUUUUCCUAACCUUUCAGACCCACCCUUUUGAAAUUAAUUCUCCAUCACUUCAUAGUCCAAAGAUUUUUUGCUUUUCCUUCUGUUAUACUAAACAGUCAUUAUUAGCUGUUGAAAUGAAAAUGCCAGUAUAUUUUUCACAAGUAUUUGUGAAUAUCCACUUUGUGUAGGAUAUGGAUACAGUGGUAAACAAAAACAAAUAUGCCCUCAUGAUGCUUCCAGUCUAGUGGAAUGAUAAGGAAAUCAUGUUUUAUACUGGCUUUGUCAGUUUUGCUCAUUUUUCUUAUGGGAAGGCUCUACAGCUGGAAUUUACAGUGUAUUGAUGAUUUUAUUAAAUGCUUUAUUGAAUCUUUGGAAGAAAUAUGCCUUUUUUCCCCUUCCUGAGAAUUGAUCUCAGUGUUACUAACUGUUCAGUUUAGUGCUCCAAUUUUAACAUAGAUUAUAGUUUUGCCUCCCUACCAAUUACCUUGAGACUUAAAAAGAGUAAUUAGUUGUUUUCUGUAACACAGCAUCUGACACUUAAGUUUCAGUAAACUCUAACCAUUUUUAAGAAUUUUUCCGGGAGAUGCUGCAGACCCAGGACCCAGAGCAGCUCAGAGGCGGUGAAUAAUAGCUCUUCCAGUCUGCAAUAAAAAAUGGCCUUCAAUAAAACUACAUUGCAAAAACAUGGGAAAGAAACAAAAUGGAAAGAGUAAAAAAGUUGAAGAGGCAGAACCUGAAGAAUUUGUAGUAGAAAAAGUACUGGACUGCCGUGUAGUGAAUGGGAAGGUGGAGUAUUUCCUGAAGUGGAAGGGGUUUACAGAUGCAGACAAUACUUGGGAACCUGAGGGAAAUUUAAAUUGUCCAGAGUUAAUUGAAGCAUUUCUUAAUUCUCAAAAAGCUGGUAAAGAAAAAGAUGGAACAAAAAGAAAAUCUUUGUCUGACAGUGAAUCUGAUGAUAGCAAAUCAAAGAAGAAAAGAGAUGCUGCUGAUAAAUCAAGAGAUUUUGCCAGAGGUCUUGAUCCAGAACGAAUAAUUGAUGCCACGGACAGCAGUGAAGAAUUAAUGUUUCUCAUGAAAUGGAAAGAUUCCAAUGAGGCGGACUUCGUGCUGACAAAAGAGGCAAACAUAAAGUGUCUUCAAAUUUUAAUUGUAAUUUUUAUGAAGAGAGACUAA